AGUGCCCACAUGCUUCCAAGCCCGUGUGGCCUGUAGGAAGGCAGCCUAGCGUCCACAGGGAGAGAAGGCCUCCGAGUUCCUGCUGAACCACUCAACAGCUUAAAAUACAACCAGCCCCUCUCCCUGUCCAGCCAGCUGCUAGUGGGAGGGGUGAAAUCGUACCCUGCUCCCCCCAACCUGGGCACCAAACCAGGGCCCAAGAGGGAGAGUACGGCCAUCGGGGUCCCGGCUAGCUGCUGGGAGAGGACGCCGGGCUGCGGCAGGAGGGGGUAGCGAGAGAGGGGCCACGCUCACAGCUGCAGCAGUGGUGCCCAGGCCAGCCUGAGGCCCAAGGAGAGGAGACGCCCAAACCUGCAAGGAGGGCAGGAAGGCGCUGUCGGACCAGGAAGCUGGAAGGGGGCCAGAGGCUGAGCCCUGCAGAUACAAACUGACUGGAGGAGCAGGAGGAGCUCAUCCGGGCCAACCCCCGACUGCCCGAGUCCAGCAGACAGAUCCUGCCCCUGAGCUUUCAUGAGCUGUUGAACCAUCUGGAAUUCACAGGCCUGUCAUGAGAGACACGAUGAGAAGUCCUUAAAGGUAGAUCACUGAUUCACAGGGGAGCAGGCGGAGGCAAGGGCCUAAAGGGGAGUGGCCCCAGUGGCGGUAGCGGCGGUGGUGCCAAUGGUACCUCUUUCAGCUACACAUUCCAUGGAGACCCUCAUGCCAUGUUUGCUGAGUUCUUCGGUGGCAGAAAUCCCUUUGACACCUUUUUUGGGCAGCGGAACGGGGAGGAAGGCAUGGACAUUGAUGACCCAUUCUCUGGCUUCCCUAUGGGCAUGGGUGGCUUCACCAACGUGAACUUUGGCCGCUCCCGCUCUGCCCAAGAGCCCGCCCGAAAGAAGCAAGAUCCCCCAGUCACCCACGACCUUCGAGUCUCCCUUGAAGAGAUCUACAGCGGCUGUACCAAGAAGAUGAAAAUCUCCCACAAGCGGCUAAACCCCGACGGAAAGAGCAUUCGAAACGAAGACAAAAUAUUGACCAUCGAAGUGAAGAAGGGGUGGAAAGAAGGAACCAAAAUCACUUUCCCCAAGGAAGGAGACCAGACCUCCAACAACAUUCCAGCUGAUAUCGUCUUUGUUUUAAAGGACAAGCCCCACAAUAUCUUUAAGAGAGAUGGCUCUGAUGUCAUUUAUCCUGCCAGGAUCAGCCUCCGGGAGGCUCUGUGUGGCUGCACAGUGAACGUCCCCACUCUGGACGGCAGGACGAUACCCGUCGUAUUCAAAGAUGUUAUCAGGCCUGGCAUGCGGCGAAAAGUUCCUGGAGAAGGCCUCCCCCUCCCCAAAACACCCGAGAAACGUGGGGACCUCAUUAUUGAGUUUGAAGUGAUCUUCCCCGAAAGGAUUCCCCAGACAUCAAGAACCGUACUUGAGCAGGUUCUUCCAAUAUAGCUAUCUGAGCUCCCCAAGGACUGACCAGGGACCUUUCCAGAGCUCAAGGAUUUCUGGACCUUUCUACCAGUUGUGGACCAUGAGAGGGUGGGAGGGCCCAGGGAGGGCUUUCGUACUGCUGAAUGUUUUCCAGAGCAUAUAUUACAAUCUUUCAAAGUCGCACACUAGACUUCAGUGGUUUUUCGAGCUAUAGGGCAUCAGGUGGUGGGAACAGCAGGAAAAGGCAUUCCAGUCUGCCCCACUGGGUCUGGCAGCCCUCCCGGGAUGGGCCCACAUCCACCUCCAGUCCCUGGCCAGGGGUGAGAGGCAGACCAGCAGAUGGACUUGAUCCCUCUGUGUCUUUUUGCUUCUGGCUGGUAGAUAAUGUCAACCUGCAGUCUUGAUUCCCAGACCCUGUACACUCCUCCUUUUCUGUUGUGUGAUCAGUUUGUGCUUUAUUCUGUAUUUGUCUCCCAUGUCUUGCUCUUCUCCUGGAGAAUUCUGUCUUCUCUUUGGCCAUCUCAAAUUGAGAACCUAAACUAUUCCUGCAGAACUGCCUGGUUGGCGUCCACAAGCAAUACCUCUCGUUCCAGCAGGACCAAGGGAGCCAGCCUCCAGUGAGUGACUCCAGCAAGUGCAGCCACCUCUCCCUUGAUGGUCUGGGAGCCUGGCCUCAGCAAGGGGCCUUCCUGACCUCUGGCUCCAGUGAAGCUGAAUGUCCUCACUUUGUGGGUCACACUCUUUACAUUUCUGUAAGGCAAUCUUGGCACACGUGGGGCUUACCAGUGGCCCAGGUAAUUUUUUGUUUCAUGGACUAUGGACUCUUUCAAAGGGAUCUGAUCCUUUUGAAUUUUGCACAGCCCUAGAUACAAUCCCUUUUGAUAAAAGGGUCUUUGCUUCUGAUUACAGGAGCACUGUGGAACGUCUGUAAAUAUGUUUUUAUAAUUCCAUGUAUAGUUGGUGUACACUCAAAACCUGUCCCCGGCAGCCAGUGCUCUCUGUAUAGGGCCAUAAUGGAAUUCUGAAGAAAUCUUGGGGAGGGAAGGGGAGUUGGAACAAAUGUCUGUUCCCUGGAGGCCAGUCCAGUGCUCAGACCUUUAGACUCAUUGUAAGUUGCCACUGCCAACAUGAGACCAAAGUGUGUGACUAGUCAAUGAAGUGCGACAGCAUUAAAGACUGAUGCUAAACCUCA
Messenger RNA from Homo sapiens (human), 2598 nucleotides. RefSeq names its product DnaJ heat shock protein family (Hsp40) member B1 (gene DNAJB1). The record is from RefSeq and is a predicted model, not a curated record. Gene Ontology annotation, cellular component: sperm head; nucleolus; neuronal cell body. Gene Ontology annotation, biological process: response to unfolded protein; forebrain development; protein folding. NCBI's taxonomy places the organism in Eukaryota, Metazoa, Chordata, Mammalia, Primates, Hominidae. The coding region runs from base 705 to 1427 and encodes 240 amino acids. Gene Ontology annotation, molecular function: protein folding chaperone; protein-folding chaperone binding. The transcript has 5 exons.